CGGGCUUGUGAUAUCGCUCGCCCAGAGCUUGCAACGACUGUGUGUGCUGUCUAGAACAUUUCGGCUGUCUACAACUAAACAUGAAGAAGAAGGUCCUGUUAAUGGGAAAGAGCGGGUCUGGAAAGACCUCCAUGCGCUCAAUCAUAUUUGCCAACUACAUUGCGCGGGAUACACGACGGCUUGGAGCGACAAUUGAUGUUGAACACUCAAAUGUUCGGUUUUUGGGAAAUUUGGUGCUUAACUUAUGGGAUUGCGGAGGCCAGGAGGUGUUCAUGGAGAACUAUAUAGCUGCCCAACGGGACCACAUAUUUCGCAACGUGGAGGUCCUGAUCUACGUCUUCGACGUAGAAUCGCGCGAAUACGAGAAGGACAUGCACUACUAUCAGUCAUGCCUGGAGGCAAUUCUACAAAACUCGAAAGAUGCGAGAAUAUUUUGUCUGAUACAUAAGAUGGAUCUGGUCCAAGAAGAUCAGAGAGAGUUGGUUUUCAGGGAGCGAGAAGCGGAUUUGAAACGGCGGUCAUUACCACUGUCAAUCACCGCAUUCAAGACAUCUAUUUGGGAUGAGACCUUAUAUAAAGCUUGGUCAUCCAUUGUCUACUCCUUGAUACCCAACGUCCGCCUUCUCGAAACACACUUGGAAAGCUUCUGCAAUAUUUGCGAAGCCGAUGAAGUCGUUCUCUUCGAACGUACAACAUUCCUCGUCAUUUCUCAUUCCACGCAGCGCCCACAUGCAGAUGUCCAUCGUUUUGAAAAGAUAUCAAAUAUCAUUAAGCAGUUUAAACUGAGCUGCAGUAAAUCGCAAGCACAGUUUCAAUGUAUGGAAGUUCGAAGCUCAACUUUUGCGUCGUUUAUCGAUGUUCUAACUCCGAAUACAUACGUCAUGGUCAUCAUGUCGGAUCCUACAAUACAAUCAGCUGCAACUGUCAUCAACAUAGCGGCAGCGCGAACGCACUUUGAGCGGAUUGAACAGGGCCAGUUUGGACGAUAGUAGAUGCAAGCGGCAUUUGACAGCUAGCAGUCUUCUGUAUUUUAUCAAUAACUCAGAAACACGCAUCCUGGUGAUCCAUGUAGUGCCUCAAAUCUAGAGAGAUUUUGAUUUCGGUCCUAGCCCCCAGUACGUCUUCCUGCUAUAAGUCAUGGGUACAACUCCAUAGUAUCUAGAAUCCAUCUUUCCAAUCAGAGCC
This is a messenger RNA of Spizellomyces punctatus DAOM BR117, 1185 nucleotides long. Its product is annotated as small GTP-binding protein domain. The transcript is spliced from 8 exons. Gene Ontology annotation, molecular function: GTP binding; GTPase activity. Gene Ontology annotation, biological process: positive regulation of TOR signaling; regulation of autophagy; cellular response to amino acid stimulus. The record is from RefSeq and is a predicted model, not a curated record. Bases 81 to 989 code for a protein of 302 amino acids. Gene Ontology annotation, cellular component: Gtr1-Gtr2 GTPase complex; fungal-type vacuole membrane; nucleus. Lineage: Eukaryota; Fungi; Chytridiomycota; Chytridiomycetes; Spizellomycetales; Spizellomycetaceae.